Molecule: messenger RNA, 1841 nt
Organism: Linum trigynum
Lineage: Eukaryota; Viridiplantae; Streptophyta; Magnoliopsida; Malpighiales; Linaceae
Source: the annotation of a GenBank genome assembly
UACUGAUGAUUUCCUUACUGAAAUAUUACCCGCUACGCAGCGUCGUUUGUCCUUUUCCCUUCCCAUGGCAUCCGCGCGAGGAAACCAACUCCAAGACGGAAAGAGAGAGCGAGCUCCCACCGACAUAAAAUCCACACAACACACGGCCCUUCGCAAUCGCUACACCGAUAAAUAAGUAUCAUCAUCAACCAGACGAGACUGCACGAACCAACCAACAAUACAAUUUCCGUACGUAUCUUCGGCCUCCGGAACAGCAAUCAACCUACGCGGUAAGCAGCUCUUCCCAUCAGUUCCAUAAUUAUUAUUCUUAUUCUUUGUUUUUUUUUAAGAAAUCGACGAGUCGAAUGAAAUAUUUGGUUCCCGAUGAUCCGAUUCAAUCCGAUAUCCUUUUUUUCCUAGUUUAUCAUCUGGUUUUCUUGGUAGAAACUGACCCUUUCCUAGGUGAAUUGUCGAUCUCUCUUCAAAAAAAAAUCAUGUUCUAUAGAUAAAUAAAUAAAUGUUCCCCGUGCUUACAAUGGAUCCUAGCGCGCUAGCUAACAAUAAUAUUUCUACGCUCUCUGCAUGCAGUUCUUAAUUAGGACAGCUAGCAACAAGUCGCACGUUGCUCGCUAUAUAUAGCUAGUAAUUAAUAGGGAUUGUGAUUGUGAGUUGUCCCUUUCUGUGUCCGCCCGUACGUAUUGCAUGCGGAUUCUAUUUGAUCAAUUACUCCAUCCUUAUGUACGUGGCGUUGGGCCCUAUAUAUAUGUCGUGUGUGUGUGUGUGUGUAAAUUGUGCACAGAAAAGAAACCCUAGCUUAACUAGCUGCUGGAAUUAUAUAUAGAUAGUGAGACAGAGAUGGGGGCUCGAAACAGCAAAGCAGCAGCAGCAGCUGGCUCUGCAAAGGUGCAUGGCGAUGACGAGGAACCACACAAACAGAACAAACAGGAGGUGGAGGAUCUCGUGUAUUACGCAACUCCGCUCUCCAUUGGGAUGGCUGAUAUUUACGAUGUGAUGUCGGUCAAAAUCCCAAAGAACGCCACUAUCCCAACCAUGAAGUUCGAGUCACGCUUAACCACCGUGGUUGACAACCAGCCCAACCACAAAAUUGCGGUUUACCAAGGCGAAAGAAGAAAGGCAAGUGCCAAUCAACUUCUUGGCACCCUAAUGUUCGAGGGUAUCCCACCGGCUCCCAAGGGUGCUAAGUUCAUGACUUCCUUCGACAUCGACACCAUGGGCAACCUCAACGUGUCUGUUAAGGAUAAAACAUCCGGCUGGAAGGAGACUAAGAGCAUACCAGGCGUCGGUGUUAAAGGGAAGCUGCAGCUUGCCUCGGCGGAGGAGAUGUCUCGGCAAGGAGAGAAGCACAAGUCGGAGGAUGAAGAGCACUUGAAGAGGGCAAGUAUCACGAAAGCAAUGAUGGAGUAUACAAUCAUGAUAAGAGGAAACGCUGCGGCUGGAGACUUUUCUACAAACGUGCAUUCGGCGUUUGAGGACGCGGUUGGAAAGAUGUUGGACGAGUUAAAGGAGAAAGCAAAGGAGUUUGGGUCAGAAUAUGACACCAAGAAAAGUGCAACUGUUAUGUCCACUUUUUGUGGAAUACCAUUUAGGAAGAAAGAUUGGAAUAGGAAGAAUAAGAAUAAAAAUGAAGGAAAGAUAGAUAGAUUGGAAGAAGAGAAGUGUUAUCGGAGAAUGAAUGAAUUAGCUAGCUAAGGUUCCAAGUUUCGGACGUGAAGAUAUUCAUUGGAUCCCCUUGUUUAUUCCAACGCAACUGUUUGUUGUUCUUUUUCCUUUUUUUAUAGUACUUGAAUUCCAUUAAACUCCUAGCUUGUUUAGUCGGGGAAUAAUAAUUUAAAUAUUUCAUG